Messenger RNA from Gigantopelta aegis, 972 nucleotides. RefSeq names its product collagen alpha-1(XXV) chain-like. The transcript has 8 exons. Bases 1 to 972 code for a protein of 323 amino acids. The record is from RefSeq and is a predicted model, not a curated record. Lineage: Eukaryota; Metazoa; Mollusca; Gastropoda; Neomphalida; Peltospiridae.
AUGAAUGGGGCCAUUGGAAUGAAAGGAAUUAAAGGAAUUAAAGGAGACAAUGGUACAAAUGGUUUAAAAGGAGACAGAGGAAAACGUGGUGAUAAUGGAAAGACUGGACGUCAUGGACCACGUGGAGCAGAUGGACUUCCUGGAAUUAAAGGACAUGUUGGUGAGAAAGGACCACCAGGAAUCAAAGGAGAACAAGGUCCUUCUGGUAUGGAAGGAUUGAAUGGGACAAAAGGCAUAAAAGGAAUUGUUGGAGAUAAUGGUACGACAGGAGAAAAGGUAAAAAAGGAGAUCUUGGAGAUAAAGGAAGCAAGGGGUAUUAAAGGAUGUAAAGGAUUUAAAGGUGAUGUUGGUCCACUUGGAGAAAAAGGAGACAAAGGAGGACCAAAUGGAACUAAAGGUUUUAAAGGAGAACCAGGAGACCGUGGUAAUGCUGGGAAGUUUGGUAACAUUGGAAUUCCUGGUCAAGUGGGAGCUAAAGGUCAUUCUGGUUUAAAGGGAAUGAAAGGUGAUCUAGGACCACCUGGAACAAGUGGAAUAAAGGGUGUACCUGGAGUAAAAGGUGGUCCUGGAGAUAUUGGAGAUAUGGGAGUAAAAGGCUACCAUGGUGAUAAAGGAGAACCAGGUCGUAAUGGAAAACCGGGACCUCAAGGAAAUAAUGGCAAUAAAGGUGAUAAAGGGGUCAAAGGAAUCCGAGGUCAGGUUGGCACAACUGGUCUAAUAGGACCUCGUGGAAAGACGGGAUUAAAAGGAGAUAUUGGACCACCAGGUCCUAAAGGAGAUAAGCCCAAUCCAGGAAAUAAAGGUGACUCUGGAGAGGCUGGAAUAAAUGGCAGUAAGGGAAAUCAAGGUUUUAAUGGGAAAACUGGAAAGUUUGGAUAUGUUGGUCCCAAAGGUAAAGAUGGUCAACCUGCCCCUCCUGGUGAAGUGGGAGACUUAGGUGAAAUGGUUUGUGUUACGUUUAUUAUCUACUGA